Molecule: messenger RNA, 10929 nt
Organism: Scleropages formosus (Asian bonytongue)
Lineage: Eukaryota; Metazoa; Chordata; Actinopteri; Osteoglossiformes; Osteoglossidae
Gene: nbeaa
Product: neurobeachin a
Exons: 58
Coding region: 336-9257 (2973 amino acids)
Biological process (GO): intracellular protein localization
Cellular component (GO): membrane; cytosol
Molecular function (GO): protein kinase binding
Source: RefSeq, a predicted model, not a curated record
GUCAUGGCGGAGGGAGCCUGAGAAGAGCGCGAGCUCGAGGCUGCGCCGCGGUCCGCCUCUCAUCGGGAGAAAUCGGUGCCGGGAGAAGGACGCUCUCGCCUCCUUCCCUUCGCACUCGAGCUGCCGUGUUUCCGUGUGUGUGCGCUUAUGCGCGUACGGCAGGACGCUGUGGAUUUUAUUGAAAGGGAGGAUUUUUUUCUCCGCAUCAUCACUAUUCCAGAAAAUUCUUGGUUUUUCUGCUUGAUGCUUUUCGCACGACGGUCGGCGGCGAUACUCAGCAGCAGCAGCAGCAGCAGGUGAAUCCGCGGCCGCUCCUCCUUCACGUUCGGGUGGAAAUGUCGGGCGAGAAACUGGUGUCGGUGCCGCCGGUGCCGCCGGUGCCGGUGCCGGGUUCGGUCUCGCUCACGGACCGGGAAACGCUUGCGGGACACGGGCAGCAGCAGCAGCAGCAGCAAGCGGCCACAGGCUCCGCGGCCGCGGACGUGAUGGUGUCGGGCUCGGGCUCUGUGGUUCUGCCGGCCGGGGUGAUCAACCCGUCGGUUCCGAUCCGGAAUAUCAAGAUGAAAUUCGCGGUGCUCAUCGGGCUCAUCCAGGUGGGAGAGGUCAGCAACAGAGACAUCGUGGAGACGGUCCUCAACCUGCUGGUGGGCGGCGAGUUCGACCUGGAGACCAACUUCAUCAUCCAGGAUGCAGAAAGUAUUGGCUGCAUGGUGGAGCUGCUGGAGCACUGCGACCUGCCCUGCCAGGCUGAGAUGUGGAGCAUGUUCACAGCUAUCCUGCGCAAGAGUGUGCGCAACCUACAGACCAGCACCGAAGUGGGCCUCAUCCAGCAGGUGCUGCAGAAGAUGAGCUCUGUUGAUGACAUGAUUGCAGACCUGCUGGUGGACAUGCUGGGAGUUCUAGCCAGCUACAGCAUCACAGUGAAGGAGCUCAAGCUGCUCUUCAGCAUGCUACGGGGAGAAAAUGGCAUUUGGCCAAGACAUGCCAUUAAGUUACUUUCAGUGCUGAAUCAGAUGCCCCAUAGACAUGGUCCUGACACCUUCUUCAACUUCCCAGGACGCAGUGCAGCAGCCAUUGCAUUACCUCCCAUUGCAAAGUGGCCUUAUCAGAACGGUUUCACUCUCAACACCUGGUUCCGCAUGGACCCCUUGAAUAACAUCAAUGUGGACAAGGACAAACCUUACCUUUACUGUUUCCGCACCAGCAAAGGAGUCGGCUACUCGGCGCAUUUCGUCGGCAACUGUUUGAUAGUGACAUCUCUGAAGUCCAAGGGCAAAGGUUUCCAGCACUGUGUGAAAUACGACUUCCAGCCCCGGAAGUGGUACAUGAUCAGCAUCGUUCACAUAUACAAUCGCUGGAGGAACAGUGAGAUCCGCUGCUACGUCAACGGUCAGCUGGUUUCCUAUGGCGAUAUGGCCUGGCAUGUCAAUACCAACGAUAGUUAUGACAAAUGCUUUCUGGGCUCGUCGGAGACGGCAGAUGCCAACCGGGUAUUCUGCGGACAGCUGGGAGCCAUCUACGUGUUCAGCGAAGCUCUCAACCCUGCCCAGAUCUUCGCCAUCCACCAGUUGGGGCCUGGGUACAAGAGCACGUUUAAGUUCAAGUCGGAGAGCGACAUCCAUCUGGCCGAGCACCACAAGCAGGUGCUUUACGACGGAAAGCUGGCUAGCAGCAUCUCCUUCACCUACAAUGCCAAGGCCACUGAUGCCCAGCUCUGCCUGGAGUCCUCGCCCAAGGAGAACCCCUCCAUCUUUGUGCACUCGCCCCACGCUCUCAUGCUGCAGGAUGUGAAGGCUAUCGUGACCCACUCCAUCCACAGCGCCAUCCACUCCAUUGGUGGCAUCCAGGUGCUCUUCCCACUCUUUGCACAGCUGGACUUCCGCCAGCAGAAUGACAGCCAGGUGGAGACCACCGUGUGCGCUACGCUGCUCGCCUUCUUGGUGGAGCUGCUGAAGAGCUCGGUGGCCAUGCAGGAGCAGAUGCUGGGCGGAAAGGGCUUCCUGGUGAUCGGCUACCUCCUGGAGAAGUCUUCAAGGGUCCACAUCACCCGGGCUGUUCUGGAGCAGUUCUUGUCCUUCGCCAAGUACCUGGAUGGCCUGACCCAUGGGGCACCUCUGCUCAAGCAGCUGUGUGACCACAUCCUGUUCAAUGCAGCCAUCUGGAUCCAUACGCCGGCCAAGGUCCAGCUCUCCCUGUACACCUACCUCUCAGCGGAGUUCAUUGGCACGGCGACCAUCUACUCCACCAUCCGGCGUGUGGGCACUGUGCUGCAGCUUAUGCACACCCUCAAGUACUACUACUGGGCUGUCAACCCCCAGGAGAGCAGUGGCAUCAUGCCCAAGGGGCUGGAUGGGCCUCGGCCUUCCCAGAAGGAGAUCAUAUCGUUGCGAGCUUUCAUGCUGCUGUUCCUCAAACAGCUCAUCCUGAAGGAUCGUGGUGUGAAAGAGGACGAGCUGCAGAGCAUACUGAACUAUCUGUUGACCAUGCACGAGGAUGAGAAUAUCCAUGAUGUUCUCCAGCUCCUUGUGGCGCUCAUGUCUGAGCAUCCCGCCUCCAUGAUCCCCGCCUUUGACCAGAGGAACGGAAUACGGGUCAUCUACAAGCUGCUGGCCUCCAAGAGCGAGAGCAUUCGGGUGCAGGCGCUCAAAGUCCUGGGGUACUUUCUCAAGCACCUGGGCCACAAGAGGAAGGUGGAGAUCAUGCAUACCCACAGCCUAUUCACGCUGCUGGGUGAGAGACUGAUGAUGCACACCAACACAGUGACUGUAACAACGUACAACACCCUCUACGAGAUCCUCACAGAGCAGGUGUGCACCCAGGUGGUCCACAAGCCACACCCGGAGCCAGACUCCACAGUGAAGAUCCAGAACCCAAUGAUCCUGAAGGUGGUGGCCACCCUAUUGAAGAACUCCACCCCCAGCGCGGAGCUCAUGGAGGUCCGACGUCUCUUCCUGUCUGACAUGAUCAAGCUGUUCAGCAACAGCCGAGAGAACCGGCGCUGCCUCCUCCAGUGCUCUGUGUGGCAGGACUGGAUGUUCUCCCUGGGCUACAUCAACCCCAAAAACCCUGAGGAGCAGAAGAUCACCGAGAUGGUGUACAACAUCUUCCGCAUCCUGCUCUACCACGCCAUCAAAUACGAGUGGGGCGGCUGGCGCGUCUGGGUGGACACGCUGUCCAUUGCGCACUCCAAGGUUACUUACGAGGCCCACAAGGAGUACCUGGCGAAGAUGUAUGAAGAGUAUCAGCGGCAAGAGGAGGAGAAUAUCAAGAAGGGAAAGAAGGGCUCUGUAAGCACCAUCUCGGGGCUCUCUGCCCAGGCUCCCGCUGUCAAUGGCGGCAUCGAGAUACGCGAGAUUGACGACGGCUCGCAGACGCAAACUCCCGAGAGCGAAGCGGACUAUCCCGAGAGCGGCGACUCCCGGAACCUGCUGGCAGAGGGCAAGGGGCCGGGUGGGGUGACGGGUGGCGUGGAGCAGGCCGCCGGUGUUGCCGUGGGCGGGGUGCGUGUGGAAGUGCACGACCUCCUGGUGGACAUCAAGGCGGAGAAAGUGGAGGCCACAGAGGUGAAGCUGGAUGACCUGGAUCUGUCCCCGGAGGCUAUGACAGGGAGCGGGUCGGCGGAGAACGGGGCGCUGUCGGGCGUGGACUCGCUCCUGGACAGCGUGUACUGCGCCGCUGUCGGUCAGCUGGCACCCGAGCGAAGGGCGGAGGAUGGGGAUGACUCCGGACCGCUCAUCACCCUGGCCGAUGAGAAGGACAGCAUCCCGAGCGGCAACGGCUUCUUGUUCGGCCGAGUGUCUGGCAGUUCUGACGGGAAGCUUCUGCCCGACCUCGCUUCAGCUGAGCCCUUAGUCCAUACGGGUAGCGCCAGCGAUGAUUUAAGCCUGCUGGCCCACAUGACUACGGCCGAUUCAGAUGUCAUCUCUCCCUCUGCGAUAACUCCCGGGCUCUCGGAGGAUGGGGAGUUCAAGCUGCAGGCGGCCCUGGCAGAUAUAAGUGCCAUUGCAGAGGCUGAAGGAGCCACUAGGGGAUCCGAUCGUGUUGAGCUGGGGACGGACGGGGACGCUUCAUCCUCCAGGAAGGAAGGUGGAACGGACGCUGCGAGCACGACCUCUGACACUGAGCGGUCCGACGACGGAAAGGAUAAGGAGAUGAAGAAAAUCCAGACGACGACGACGACGCAGGCCCUGCACGGACGGACGGCCGGCCACAUGGAGCGCGACCUGCGCGUGGAUCUGGGCUUCCGAGGGAUGCCCAUGACGGAGGAGCAGCGGCGGCAGUUCAGCCCGGGCCCGCGGACCACCAUGUUCCGCAUCCCCGAGUUCAAGUGGUCGCCCAUGCACCAGCGGCUGCUCACCGACCUACUGUUUGCCCUCGAGACGGACGUGCACGUGUGGCGGAGCCAUUCGACGAAAUCCGUCAUGGACUUCGUGAACAGCAACGAAAACAUCAUCUUUGUGCACAACACCAUCCACCUCAUUUCGCAGAUGGUAGACAACAUCAUCAUCGCGUGCGGAGGGAUCCUGCCGCUGCUCUCGGCUGCCACGUCCCCUUCUAGUUCAAAGACGGAGCUGGAGAACAUCGAGGCGACGCAGGGCAUGUCCCCCGAAACGGCCGUCACGUUCCUGAGCCGCCUGAUGGCCAUGGUGGAUGUGCUGGUGUUCGCCAGCUCCCUUAACUUCAGCGAGAUCGAGGCCGAGAAGAACAUGUCGUCCGGGGGCCUGAUGCGCCAGUGCCUGAGACUGGUAUGUUGCGUGGCAGUCCGAAACUGCCUGGAGUGCAGGCAGAGGCAGCGGGACCGCGCUGCCAAGACCCCUCUCUCCAACAACAAGGUCCAGGACAGCCUCAGUGGAACCACAGCCAGCAAGACUGCCAUAGAGAAUGUCCCCAGUAACCUUUCUCCCAUCAAGGACCCCGACAGACUUCUGCAGGACGUGGAUAUCAACCGGCUUCGGGCCGUUGUCUUCCGUGAUGUGGACGACAGCAAGCAGGCCCAGUUCCUGGCCUUGGCCGUGGUGUACUUUAUCUCUGUCCUCAUGGUGUCCAAGUACCGGGACAUCCUUGAGCCCCAGCGGGAGAUUGCCAGAUCGAGCAGCCUACCGGGGCGCAGCAUCCGUCAGGAGAUCAACUCGCCCACCAGCACAGAGAACCCGUCGGCCCUGCCGGAGGUCGGCAAAGAGAAGGACGCUCCCACGCCAGCAGAGGACUUCCCGCUGGAGGGCUCGCUUCCGCACACGGACUCGGGCAUCGGCGAGGAACAGGUUUCCGCCGUCCUGAACGGCUCUGAUGCGGAGCAGAGCGUGACACCCGUGGCUGCGUUGGCUGUUGGGGCAGGAGGCCCAGAUGCCAUGAGCGAGCUGCUGGGAACGCUGUCCUCGGAGGUGCACAAGUCCCGCGAGAGCCUGUCGGAGUCGCCCGCCGCCUCUGCGCCCGCUGCCACCGUGGUUGCGGUUGAAGCGCUCAAAUCCGCCUCCUCCAUCUCCAGCAUCUCCCAGGGAAACAAGGGCAUCAACGUGAAGGAGAUCCUUAAGAGUCUGGUGGCAGCCCCCGUGGAGGGCCCCGAAGCUGGUCCCGAACCCCUGCCGUACCCGGACCCAGCCGUCAAGAGAGAGGCUCAGGCCACCCUGCCCAUGCAGUUCCACUCCUUCGACAGGAGUGUCGUGGUGCCGGUGAAGAAACCGCCACCGGGAAGUCUUGCCGUGAACACCGUGGGCACGCCCACCACCGGUGGCGCCGUAGCCUCCGGAAGCACCCCGAACAUCUUUGCGGCGGCCACAGCCACUCCCAAGAGCAUGAUCAACACAACAGGUGCCACGGACUCCGCCUCGUCGUCUUCGUCCUCAUCCUCCAGUUUCGUCAACGGUGCCACUAGCAAGAACCUGCCGGCUGUGCAGACGGUGGCACCCAUGCCUGAAGACACGGUGGAGAACAUGAGUGCCUUUUGUGAGGUGGACCAGUGUCCACUCAGACCGGGGCUGACACCACCAGAGCUCAAAUCCUUUAGCUCCCUGGCAGGAAUCCAGACAGCCCCCAGAGGUGCAGGACAGUGUCUUAGCAUCACCACAAAGCUGGAGCGAGCCCUGGAGAAAGUAGCCCCGCUGCUGAGGGAGAUCUUUGUGGAUUUCGCUCCCUUCCUGUCCCGCACCCUGCUAGGUAGCCAUGGACAGGAGCUGCUCAUAGAAGGUACAGGCCUGGUGUGUAUGAAGUCCAGCACUUCUGUGGUGGAGCUGGUCAUGCUGCUGUGCUCGCAGGAAUGGCAGAACUCCAUCCAAAAGAAUGCAGGCUUGGCCUUCAUCGAGCUCAUCAAUGAGGGACGGCUGCUGUGCCAUGCCAUGAAGGACCACAUAGUGCGGGUGGCCAAUGAGGCAGAGUUCAUCCUCAAUCGACAACGUGCGGAAGAUGUCCAUAAGCAUGCUGAGUUCGAGUCCAACUGUGCCCAGUAUGCUGCAGACAGGAAGGAGGAAGAGAAGAUGUGUGAUCAUCUGAUCAGUGCUGCCAAGCACCGAGAUCACGUGACAGCCAAUCAGCUCAAACAGAAGAUCCUCAACAUCCUAACCAACAAGCAUGGGGCUUGGGGCACCUUGUCGCAAUGCCAGCUCCAUGACUUCUGGCGCCUGGACUACUGGGAGGAUGACCUGCGGCGUAGGCGGCGGUUUGUCCGGAACGCCUUUGGCUCCACCCACGCUGAUGCCACACUCAAGGCCUUGGAGGACUACAGUACCGAGGAGGAUGAUGUGGUCCGAUCCAGGAAGGGUUUCCGCAGCCAGGCAGUUGUCAACCAGAACCCCGAGACGGAGCUGAUGCUGGAAGGAGACGACGAUGCGGUCAGCCUGCUGCAAGAGAAGGAGAUUGACAAUCUGGCAGGCCCCGUGGUUCUGAGCACACCGGCCCAGCUCGUGGCUCCGGUCGUGGUGGCUCGAGGCACCCUCUCCAUCACCACCACCGAGAUCUACUUCGAGGUGGAAGAAGACGACCCCGCUUUCAAGAAGAUCGACGCAAAAGUGCUGGCUUAUACCGAAGGGCUGCAUGGGAAAUGGAUGUUCAGCGAGAUUCGAGCGGUCUUCUCCAGACGAUACCUGCUCCAGAACACAGGACUGGAAGUCUUCAUGGCCAACAGAACUUCCGUCAUGUUCAACUUUCCUGACCAGGCUACGGUCAAGAAGGUGGUCUACAGUUUACCGCGCGUGGGUGUUGGCACCAGCUAUGGCCUGCCGCAAGCAAGACGCAUCUCGCUAGCCACCCCCCGACAGCUCUUCAAGUCCUCCAACAUGACCCAGCGCUGGCAGAGGCGGGAAAUCUCAAACUUUGAGUACCUCAUGUUCCUCAACACCAUCGCGGGAAGGACCUAUAAUGACCUGAACCAGUACCCUGUCUUUCCCUGGGUGCUCACCAACUACGAGUCUGAGGAGCUGGACCUCACCUUGCCCGGCAACUUCAGGGACCUGUCAAAGCCCAUCGGAGCCCUGAAUCCCAAGCGUGCCGUGUUUUAUGCCGAGCGCUACGAGACGUGGGAGGAUGAACAGACGCCCCCGUACCACUACAACACGCUCUACUCGACUGCCACCACCACGCUGCUCUGGCUCGUCAGGAUAGAGCCCUUCACCACCUUCUUCCUCAACGCCAACGACAACAAGUUUGAUCACCCUGACCGCACCUUUUCCUCCAUCUCUCGCUCGUGGAGGAACUGCCAGCGCGACACCUCGGAUGUCAAGGAGCUCAUCCCAGAGUUCUACUACCUCCCAGAGAUGUUUGUGAACAGCAGCGGAUACAACUUGGGGCAGAGGGAAGACAGGACGCUGGUGUGUGAUGUGGACCUGCCCCCCUGGGCCAAGAAACCGGAAGACUUUGUGCGCAUUAACAGGAUGGCCCUGGAAAGCGAGUUUGUGUCCUGCCAGCUCCAUCAGUGGAUCGACCUGAUUUUUGGCUACAAGCAGCGGGGCCCCGAGGCUGUGCGCGCCCUCAACGUCUUCCACUACCUGACCUACGAGGGCUCUGUCAACUUGGACAGCGUUACUGACCCUCUGAUGAGAGAGGCGAUGGAGACGCAGAUUCAGACCUUUGGCCAGACGCCUUCCCAGCUCCUCAUCGAGCCCCACCCCCCUCGGAGCUCCGCCAUGCACUUGUGUUUCCUUCCACAGAGUCCACUCAUGUUCAAGGACCAGAUGCAGCAGGAUGUCAUUAUGGUGCUCAAGUUCCCGUCUAACUCUCCCGUCACUCACGUGGCGGCCAACACUCUGCCCCACCUCAGCGUCCCCGCCGUCGUCACUGUCACCUGCAGCCGCCUCUUCGCUGUCAACCGCUGGCACAACACUGUGGGCCUCAGGGGUGCACCAGGAUACUCCCUAGAACAGGCCCACCACCUGCCCAUCGAAAUGGACCCUCUCAUUGCCAAUAACUCUGGGGUGAACAAGAGGCAGAUCACGGACCUGGUGGACCAGAGCAUCCAGAUCAACACGCACUGCUUCGUGGUGACGGCCGAUAACCGCUACAUCCUGGUGUGUGGAUUCUGGGACAAGAGCUUCCGUGUCUAUUCCACGGAGACAGGCAAGCUGACGCAGAUUGUGUUUGGCCACUGGGAUGUGGUGACGUGCCUGGCUCGGUCCGAGUCCUACAUCGGGGGCGACUGCUACAUCGUCUCCGGUUCCCGGGACGCCACCCUGCUGCUGUGGUACUGGAGUGGACGGCACCACAUUAUCGGAGACAAUCCCAACAACAGCGACUACCCUGCACCGAGGGCAGUCUUGACGGGUCACGAUCACGAAGUGGUCUGCGUGUCGGUUUGUGCCGAGCUGGGAUUGGUCAUAAGCGGGGCCAAAGAGGGGCCCUGCCUGGUUCACACCAUUACAGGAGACCUGCUGCGAGCUCUGGAGGGUCCCGAGCACUGUCAUCGGCCCCGGCUCAUCUCCGUGUCCAGCGAGGGCCACUGCAUCAUCUACUACGAGCGAGGCCGCUUCUGCAACUUCAGCAUCAACGGCAAGCUGCUCGCCCAGAUGGAGGUCAACGACUCCACCCGGGCCAUCCUCCUGAGCAGCGAUGGACAGAACCUGGUGACGGGCGGGGACAACGGUGUCGUCGAGGUGUGGCAGGCCUGCGACUUCAAGCAGCUCUACAUCUACCCCGGCUGCGAUGCGGGCAUCCGCGCCAUGGACUUGUCGCACGAUCAAAGGACUCUGAUCACGGGCAUGGCGUCCGGGAGCAUUGUGGCGUUUAACAUCGAUUUCAACCGGUGGCACUACGAGCACCAGAACCGGUACUGACGGAGGAGGGAGACCCAGCCACCGCAGGUGUGCCGAGCCGCGCCCCCAGCUGUCCCGAACCCGCCCCUCCCUCAGUCCUGGGGGCCGCACCUGGCGGGGAGUGGAGCCGCAGGCGACCGCGAAUGAAAGCGACACCAGGCGAGGGAGGAGUCAUUGUGAGAAUCACAGAUAUACACACAUACAAAAAUAAUAAGAAUCAUAUUUCAAAAGAGGCGUGACUAAGCCUUGGGCACCACUGUAGACUCCCUGGUGAACUUCCUGUACCGCCUGGCAAUAGCAUCCUAGCCAACACACACGUGUCUGAUUUUUUCCUGUCUCUGUGCAUUUAUUUGAUUUCCUUUCAUGCCUGUAAACCAGCUCAGUUUGCAGUACAGUACCGUGUUCGCAGAACCGAGGGGACAACCGGCGCGGUCGGCCCGUUCCCGAGUUCCUCGGGGGCUCCGAAGCGAAACGUCGCGGAGGAGAACGAUCCGUCGGCGUCGCACGCUCCGACGGCAAACGUCGCCCGCUGUUCGCGGUGCCCGACUCUGGGCGUCGGGUCCAAAUCCUCAAGGGUCCUUUGCCGCGAAGGAGGAAAAGCGAGUUCCCGACGUAAGAAGCGCUUAAUAUCCCUUCCCCGGAGAUUCCGGCUUCGUCGGCCGCCGGCUCUCGCGAGUAACGUUUUUCGGGCGGCGCCCUCCGUGGGCUGCUCCGCCGCCGGACGUCGCGCGGGCUCGCCUUUCACCGGGUCCCGGGAGGCAUUUCUCAGCCCCUCGCGGAGACGGCAAGGGCGGCGCGUACCUUCUGCGGCACGAGUCGCUUUCUUAGUCGCAGCAUAUGAUCUUGAGGAGGAAGGGCGUCCCGUUGUGGAAGUCUCUAGCGUCCCCCCUCUGGGCUGCUUUGCCCUCUUUUCACACUCGAUUUCCUUUCUAUGAAGCGGUGAGUCCCGAUGCUCAGACUGGGCAAAACGAGCAUCGGCCGCUGGGGAACAGCGGAGCGGAGCGGGGCGCCGACCGUCCUCGGUCUUUCUCCUCGCCGUCUGGUCGCCGACACGCAGGCCCUUCAGACAGGAUGCUCGUUUCCCGCGAUGCCGACAAAUGACGUAGAGAGUUAAAGAAGUAGUGGAACGCCGGACUGGCACUUUGCACUACAAAUCUGUCGUCGUUUGUUCCGUUUCCUUUCUGCUUGAGGUGCUAAGGGUUUCUAAUGGAAAAGUACAUUUACGCUGAAGUUGGAGGAAUACGCAGGUGCUGAACCGGUCGAACCGCGUUCUCAGAGUUAGGGUACCGCGAAAACUACAGCUGACGGUCGAUGAACCGCAACCCCGAGUGCGCGGCCGGUACGCCGUACGGUAUGCGGCAAGCAGUACCCUGAGCUCUCGAGCUCCCUCGCUCCGUAGCCUACGCUUUGCACACGUUGCUUGGGGUGGUCAGGGUACGAGGGGCUCCGAGGAUCCGGGGUGUUCGGUAUCUGAAUCUGUACUGUCUCCCUCCCUCCCUCCCUCCCACACAGCCCCCAACCCUCAUCUCACUCCCACAUUCAGAGCCACAUUGAAACCGUCUCUCUCUCAAGAGUUUAUUCUCACACAAAAAUGAAGCACUGCUUUGGGUGUCCGUAAUCCUGUUCCAACCACGUUUUCUUGCAAAGCUGUACAACGCGCGUGCGAGUCUGCUGUUUAAAAGAAGGAAGAAAA